Molecule: messenger RNA, 478 nt
Organism: Austrofundulus limnaeus
Lineage: Eukaryota; Metazoa; Chordata; Actinopteri; Cyprinodontiformes; Rivulidae
Gene: snrpe
Product: small nuclear ribonucleoprotein polypeptide E
Biological process (GO): mRNA splicing, via spliceosome
Cellular component (GO): spliceosomal complex
Molecular function (GO): RNA binding
Source: RefSeq, a predicted model, not a curated record
GUCUCCUGUUCAUCACGUCUGCUCACACCGGAAGAAAACUCACCAUUGAGCCGAACUCACAACGUGAAUCUUACGUUAAAGCGCGUUGUAGCAGUAAGAAGCAGUUUUUAGUAUUUGUUUACCAGUUUCUGGACUUUUGUUGGAGAAAUGGCGUACCGGGGACAAGGACAGAAGGUCCAGAAGGUCAUGGUUCAGCCCAUUGGUUUUGAUGAGUACAUGAACCUGGUUCUAGAUGAUGCUGAAGAAAUCCACAUGAAGACUAAGAACAGAAAACCACUUGGGAGGGUCAUGUUGAAAGGAGACAACAUCACUCUGCUGCAAAGUGUGUCCAACUAGAGACAGUGGAGACGCCUACAAGUCUACUUCUCCUUACAAAAUACUUUUCCCUCUUUUGAUAUGUUGACAAUGUUUGUGUUUAAAUGACAUGAAUAUUUUUCUCCUCUCUCUGCAAGAAUAAAGUGUUUUUGUUUGUUUUUUU